UAGCAGAAGAAACACCAUGCCUGACCCAGUGAAAGCGCCUAAGAAGGGCUCCAAGAAAGCCGUCACGAAGACUACCGGCAAGACCAAUAGGAAGAGGAGAAAGGGCAGGAAGGAGAGCUACGCUAUUUACGUGUACAAGGUGCUGAAGCAGGUGCACCCCGACACCGGUAUUUCCUCCAAGGCGAUGGGCAUCAUGAACUCCUUUGUGGGCGAUAUCUUCGAGCGUAUCGCCGGUGAGGCCUCCCGUCUGGCUCACUACAACAAGCGCUCCACCAUCACUUCCAGAGAGAUCCAGACCGCCGUCCGCCUGCUGCUGCCCGGGGAGCUUGCUAAGCACGCCGUUUCUGAGGGUACCAAGGCCGUCACCAAGUACACUAGCUCCAAGUAAAUCUGCUGACACAUCAACAACACUAAGGCUCUUUUAAGAGCCGCCCAUAUUUUAACUAAAGACAUUUCCUGUUUAACAAAACUGAAAAAUAUGACAUGGUUACAAAAUAC
Molecule: messenger RNA, 498 nt
Organism: Plectropomus leopardus (leopard coralgrouper)
Lineage: Eukaryota; Metazoa; Chordata; Actinopteri; Perciformes; Serranidae
Product: histone H2B 1/2-like
Cellular component (GO): nucleosome
Molecular function (GO): structural constituent of chromatin; protein heterodimerization activity; DNA binding
Source: RefSeq, a predicted model, not a curated record